Molecule: messenger RNA, 1248 nt
Organism: Papaver somniferum (opium poppy)
Lineage: Eukaryota; Viridiplantae; Streptophyta; Magnoliopsida; Ranunculales; Papaveraceae
Exons: 9
Coding region: 1-1248 (415 amino acids)
Molecular function (GO): hydrolase activity
Source: RefSeq, a predicted model, not a curated record
AUGAACUUCAACAAUAAGGCAAGUGAUUUCGGGAAUGAGAAUGUCGAACUUGUUAGAAGCGUUUCAGAGCUUAUACUUCCAAAAGCUGUUAUAUUGGGGAACCACGAUUGUUGGACUACCCAACAGUUUUCACAAAAGAAGAAAGAUCGUGUCCAACUUCAGCUGGAAUGUCUUGGAGAGGAGCACGUGGGUUACCGUCGUUUAGACUUUCCUAAUUUAAAGCUGAGUGUUGUUGGUGGGCGUCAUGGGGGUAAUAAAAUCUUCCGGGAAAAACUUCUAUCUUCGAGAUAUGGAGUCCAAGAUAUGAAUGGAAGUGCCGAAAAAAUAUGUAAAGCGUCUGUAGGAACACCAGAGGGUCAUUCGAUUGUACUUCUGGCACAUAAUGGACCUACAGGUUUGGGAUCUGAGAAGAAUGAUAUAUGUGGAAGAGAUUGGGUACAUCAAGGCGGUGACCAUGGUGAUCCAGAUCUAGAACAAGCUAUAUCCAACACGAAAGAAACUACCAAAUUCCCUAUCCCCUUGGUUGUCUUUGGCCAUAUGCAUAAAGAAUUGGCAUCAAGAAACGGACAUCUUCGCAAAAUGAUUGUAGUUGGAGCAGACAAUACUAUCUACUUGAAUGGAGCAAUUGUACCUAGGGUGAAAAAACUAUUUCAUGAACAACGAACUGGUACUGGAAGCUCCUCCACUGAAGGCGCACCCGUUUGUCUUGUGCCCGAGCCCAGUGGCACAGUUGGAGGUUUUACGCUAGUUGAGAUUAACGACGGAAAGCCUGAUAAGAUAGCUGAGACUUGGGUUUCCAUUAUUGGGGAUGAAAUCAAGAUUGAAGAAGAGCUCAUACUAUUUCAAAGUGAGUGGCUCUUAUUUAUUUCUAGUCCAUUCAAAGUUUCAUCUAAUGGCAUCGCGCUUGGAAGCGAUGUUAAGCCCAAGAAGAAAAAUAUAAGGAAUCGUGGUGAAGACGGAGCAAAGGCUAAAAACAUGGAUCAAGAUUGUGUCAGAGUCAAACCUGAGGAUGAGAAACCUAGCGAUAGGUUGUUUGAACCAUCUAAGCAUUCAUCUAUGCGAUCCACUGAUAUUGGACCAGAAAAUGUUACACCCAAGAAAAUGAAAAAAAAGGAUCAUGGAAACGAUGGAGAUGCUAUAUUAGGAAAUAGGGAUAUAUAUAGCCAAAAGAGUUAUAUAGUAUUAGGUAUUAGAAUACGUGUGGCUCAAGUCUGUGACUUGAGACCCAAGUUUUGCCUUUGUGUAUAA